AGGCAUUUGCACGGCCAGCCGAAGCAGCUAGACUGGCAGAAAAUCGGCCGACCGAACCGCUCUUUACCAAAGUCGAUACAACCGAUCGAUUCUUCCGAAGGGAAAUCCUUCCUUCGAGCCUGCGUAAGUUUCGUUACGUUUUCUCGUUAGACGACGACGCUUUGAAACUGGCCGCGGCGGGAACGUAAAAUCAAUUGGAACGGUUCGUUCGGUGGACCGCGGGAAUUACGAAGAUUCGACUCUAACCGGAUGAAACGCGUUCUAAUUGGACAAUAAUUUAUAUAAUGUCAUUGGGAGAGAUUCGACUUGAGCGCAAGGAAAGAAGGAACGUCGAGUGUUCUUUUUCAUUUUACAGAGGAUCGAUUUGUCUCUUCCGAUCGAAGAGAAAGCCAUUUAAAUCGAAUGUUUGGAGAAAGGAAGAAGACGAAAAGUCGGAAAGAUUUUUGGGUGUGAAGGUAAAAAGAGUGUAGGUAUAAUCAUUGUGGUCGUGGUCGUGGUCGUGGUCGUGAUCGUCGUCACUGGGACCGUCGUUGCUAGGAUCGCCGCCGUCGCCGCGACCGGCGGGAGGCUCCGAAACCGAGCGAGGCCGAAGCUAACCGACAGAGGUCGGAAACGCACGAACCUCGGCGGCUCGAGGAACCGAACCAGCGACACUGGCAAGCAGUGCGGUGCCGACUCUUGCUGCCGCGGUUCCAGCUUCCGCGGUGUGCGUGGACGCGUGUUUACACGACGACAGAAUUCCUCGUCGAAACAGAGACGGAGCUAAGCAGGAGGCAGAGAAGAGCGAAGAGGAGUGGAGAAGAGACAGAGAGCGAGAACGAAAGGAUCGUUACGUCGAAGGAGAAGCAGAGGUUAGAAAGGAAGAGGAGUAGGCGCGUUCGUGGUCGUGUUUUAUCGUGAAGACGGCUGAAAUUUUAGAAGUGGCACGCUGUCGCGUUAUCGGAGUAACGCGACGACGACGUAUCGGAGUCGAACAACGAAGAAACGUCGAAAGCACGACGCACACCGUCCAGAAUAGGAGGCCCGAAGGGCACGUAGGAAAGAGAAAACGCGUUGUAUCGGCUUAGUGGUUCGGGGCGUGGGUGCGGAGAUCGCGAAUCUCUUGGGCGAAACGUUUGCCGUGAGGAAAGUGAGAGGACCAAGUGGUGAAAGAGGUAGGGAGUGAGAGAGGAGAAAGAAGGCGAGAAAGAGAAAUGAUCGUCAACGGAACGGAUCCGUCGCGAGUCAGCUUUUCCCUCGUCCGGGCAUUUUAAGGAGAAGAGCGGUGUACAUACGUCGAGACAAGUACGAGGGAACGCGGAAGAGGUGAAACUCGAAGAAGAAAGUUUUUCAACGUAUACGUUCAGCCAAGCGAUCUUCUCGGUGGUCACGUGUACUUACUGGUCCGCGUGCGGCUGAAAAUCGUGAGAGCGCGGACUCUCGUGAAGCAGGUAAUAAACGGGCUUUCACGGUCUCGUUCGAAAAGUAGUGGAACGAACCGGGAGAGACGGUGGAUUCGAGCGCGAGAUUGGUCUGGUCGUUGCCGCAGCCGCCGCCGCCGCCGCCGUCGCCGCCGCCACCGCCACCGUCAUCGUCGGAAACUAGCGAUCGGCGAGAGAAAACCGGCGCAUCGAGAACGUUUGGUAGGGAAUCGUCGAGCGGAACGUUGGAUAUCCUGGAGGAAGAUGAAGAUGGUAAGGACGAUCGUGAGCGGUAAACGGAGGACGAGCAGCUCGAGAGGACUCGAUUGAAUCCGAAGUGAAAUCCGUCGCUGCCGGCACCGGUGCCUAGAUCCCUCGGUUCUGUGUUGCAACGAGGAUUGCUCGUUCGUUAACCGUUCCGGUGACAGUGUCAGUGAGUGGUGUCGGUGGCGAGGAUAGUUUGGUCUAGCGAGGUGGCGGCGCGCGCGAUCUACGGCCCGCGUUAUCCCGCCGACGGCUACGUCGCGCACCGUCCUCCUCUCCUAACUUUCCUUCCUUUCGUUUUCCGAGUUGAACCUGCUGUCGACCAAAGAACUAAGCUUUCGAGAUUUUCCUGCUGUUGAGCGGGACGUAACUCGAUUCGAGGAAGAAAGUUCGAGGAACGAUCGACGAAAAUGCAGGUGGCAACGUUGUUUAGGGAGAGCGCCACUCUGCUGGGUGCCUCUAGCCUGGAUCCCCCGCAAACUCAUCAUCACCAGGCUAUGCACCAACAGCAACAACAACAACAGCAGCAGCAGCAACAGCAACAACAGCAACAGCUUCAACAACACCCUGCCGAUCUGCAUUUGGCACACCACAUGCAACACCAUUAUAAAAUGUCGUAUCCAUCACCUGUGCAAAACGGAGGACCAAACGGAGCGACAAUGAAUUGCAGCGGGUCUCAAGGGGUGAUGGUAAAGCAGGAAGCGAGGGAUGACGGUUACGAGACAAGUCCGGACCUCGAGAUGAGGAGCACCGGCGGUGACAGCAGUCAGCAGUACCACACGCCGCUGACACCGCACACACCGCACACGCCGCACACGCCGCACACACCCCUCACCCCGAUAUCGGCGACAGCGCAUCAACCCCAGCAACCUGGCUCGACCGCUUCCACCCUCGGACAGGUGGCGAUCAAGUGCGAGACUCCGGUGGAUCCGUAUUCGUUCGUCGACGAGGAAAUGUCGAUGGGUGGGAUGAGGACGGCCAACAGCCCGGCUGCUGGGAACCCGGAGAACAUGACGUGUCCGUCCGGGGCGCAACCGGGUCUGGCUACACCUACGUCCACACCGCCUGGACCUCUCUCUGGACCGCAACACCUUCAGAUGAACCUCGGCGUGAUGAACGGCAACGUGAACCCCCAAUUGGCCGUCCAUCAGCCAAAAAAACGAGGCCGCAAAAGAAAAUCCGAAAUGAUUCUCACACCGGAAGAGGCGGAAUUAGCGGAGGCAAAGAAACGAGCAAAAACGUACAAAGAGAGGAAGAAGCACGACAGAUUCGAUGGUAUGCCGGAAGAGGAAGUGAGCAAACGCGUCCUUCCGGAUCAUCUGACCAACAACCUCGACAUCAUCAUAAUUGGAAUCAACCCGGGACUCUUCGCCGCUUACAAGGGACACCACUACGCCGGGCCAGGGAAUCAUUUCUGGAAGUGUUUACACCUGAGUGGACUGACACCCGAACCACUGACGGCGGAUGACGAUUACAAGCUCUUGCGCUUCGGUAUCGGUUUCACGAACAUGGUGGCUCGCGCCACUAAGGGCAGCGCCGAUUUAACCAGGAAAGAAAUCAAAGAAGGCAGUCAUAUUCUGUUAGAGAAAUUAAGAAAAUACAAACCCAAGAUUGCGGUGUUUAACGGUAAACUAAUUUACGAAGUAUUCUCCGGGAAGAAAGAGUUUGGAUUCGGAAGACAGCCCAAUCUGGUGGAAGGUACCAAUACGUACAUGUGGGUGAUGCCAUCGAGCAGCGCGAGAUGCGCGCAACUUCCGCGUGCGGCGGACAAGGUGCCGUAUUACGCGGCGCUAAAAAAGUUCCGCGAUUAUUUGAACGGCACCAUAUCCCAUUUGGACGAAUCCGACAUCGUGUUCGCCGACUCGAAACUGAAGAAGAAGGAACAGGAGGCGAUCGAAGACAAGAAACCUUCGUUUUGCGACGACCUGAACGAAGGGGAUAGCAGGAUGGCCGAUAUGAACGGAACCGGCAUGAAACACGAUCAGAACUCUCAAAUACCUGGUAAGAAGAAGAGGGGCAGACCGAAGAAAAUAAAGAAUCCGGAAGAUCAACCUCCACCCGAUCCUGAGAAACUGGAUGCGAAUGGGGAAGUGAUAAAGAAACGUCGCGGACGUCCGAAGAAGAUUCACCAGCAACAGAAACAGCAAGAACGAGAGAUGAGAGAACGAGAACAACAGCAACAACAUCAGCAGCAACACCAGGCUCUGGGCCAUUUGGGGGACGGAUACGGCAACGUGAUGCCCAAUUGUUUCUCGCCGCCAAAGACGUUCGCUCACAUGGCGCCAUACCCGCAACCGAUCAACGAUUCCGGAUAUUAUGGCCAAGGCAUGAACGACAGUCCGUACAAUAUGAACGCGAAACAGAGUCCGGUCCAUUUGCAACAUUACAGUCAAAGCCCGAAAUCUAUGUCGCUAUCGUUCACUCAUUCGGACCUCUCCUCGGAGAUCAACACCGCGAUCUCGUCGGAAAACAACCUAGAGCCCUCGCCGUUGACUUCUCCGAGCGUCGAACAUCCAGACUUUGAACCGCCUACCAGCAUGUCCCAACAAAACAUGAACAACGAUCAUCGGCAAUACAAUCCGGCUGGUAACGGUGACAACACGGGCCACCACGGCAGCCCGGGAACGCCGUCUCAUCCUAGUUACACCAGUUACAUGGGCUAUCACGAGCAAACCCCCGAUCCUCACAAUCCUCAUCCCCAUCAGACCACACCGACCCCGUUGAGCCAAACCGCUGACGAACAUUCGCACCAUUCCCAUCCUACUCCCCCGCACACGCAUCCUCACACACCGAACCAUACCUCUAUGUCCCCCCACCAUCAUCCGCACGAACAAUACGGAAUGAAAAGAAACACCGGCCAAGACGUAGCGUCCAAGAGUCUGAGCGACUUGGAAUCUCUAGUCGAUCAAAUACCGAGUAUAGCCGACGGUGGCAGCCAACGACUCCAACACUCUCAUUCCGGCAUCAACGACGACGGAUCGCUCGCGGAAAAGAUGGAAGCGCAUCAUCAGUCUUACCUGUCCGGUUUCUCCGGAAUGCCUAACGCGGGUAUGUCAAAUUACAGUCCCCCCCUAGGACCCGGUGGCCCGAUCUACCCUGGUUCGUUGCACCAUUCUCCGAACGACGGUUACGGAUCUCUCUAUACCAUGAACGGACGACAACAUCCGGAUUCCCAACAACAACAACAACAGCAACAACAACAACAACAGCAGCAGCAGCAACAUCAACAACAACAACAACAGCAGCAACAACAGCACAGCAAAUCUUACACGGUUGAAAAUCUAGCGUCUAGCAAUUAUACGCCGAGCAUGAGCCACGGGCAUACCGGUAACUCGUAUCCAAACAUCAUUCCUGGCCCUCAUUAUCCCGUACCGAUGGGUUCGACGAACGGAUACCUUUUCGGUGGUCUGGAGUCUAGCCUGAUGCAACGCACUUACGGGAUGGGCGGUAUGAGCGGGAUGGGAGGUAUGCACCCAUCCCUCGGUCAUAUGGCCAAUCCUUAUUCCUAUAACGGUUCGUACUCUAGUUCCUUCGACGCGUAUCCGGCACCGCCGGCUGGCAUUCACGCGCCCAGCGCAAAUUAUCCUGGCGGUUACACCAGCGUCGGCAGCAGCACCCCCGGUACAUCAACGCCACCCUCUUACCUCCCCUCUCAUCACAGGCCGUCGGUCGACCUCGCGUACGACGGUGUAUGAUAAUCGGUGUAAAACUCUAAUCGACACACGCUACGCGAUUCGAGCGCUACGUUUAUCUUUUCUACGUAUUUUUACACGUCUACGGAUCCGCCGGAAUUGUCGUCUUAACGAAACGCUUCUCGAAUGCUUUUUGCCGCGACUCGCUACCACCAUUUCUCCGUAACUUUCCUUUUUUUCUUUUAUACUUUUCCACUUAUCCCUCCGCCCUCCUUAUCUUAACCCUCUCUUUCAACCUUUCCUUUACCUUUUUACUUUCACCGCCUCUUUUCUUUUCUUUUCUUUUCCUUAUUUUCUGACUCGCUCGAGUAACGAUCGUGCCGCGAGUAGCGACGGGUGCGCGGUUCAAAACCGUGGAAACUGCUAGCGGAAGGCAGAAAAUUUAGUUGGCUUUCGCGUAACGCGUCGAUAAGUAGCAGGGCUGCGCGGGUCACAAUGGCAAGCGACGAGCGAUGAAUCUACCAUUCAAAAGAAGAUAUGUACAUUCGAAAAACACGAGCUGCGGUGAAAUAUUUUCCUCGUUGCUUGUCGCUCACCGUUCAUCGUUCUUUGCUCUCCGCUUUCCGCUAUCCACCCUCCAACCUCCGCACUUGGCUCGUCCGGUCGCCCACUUGCUAAUGUAACAUACAUCGACGAGCAUGGAUAGUUCCAAGCGAGAGGAAACUCGCGAUCGUUGCUCGCCGAUGUACUCGUGGUCUCAGAAAUUCGCCGCGUUUCGGGUCACCGUUCACCCACCCCUGUUCGCGUUGAUCGUCGAUAAUGGGUAGGAAAAAAAAAAGAAACGAUGUUAAAGUUUUGCUAUUUUGCGACGUCUCGCAAAAAACGUUAUUGUUACGCUUUCGUUAUCGUUGAAAUAUAUUUCACUUGUUUCGCUUGACCGGCGAAUACGUGCAAUCUGUUGCCGCUCCAACGGAUCGAUGCGAAAGAACCAGCUUCUCGAACGUAAUUCCUUCGAAUUAUGGUAGAAACAUUCGCGCCCAUGCGUACACAACGCGUAUAUCCGUUAUUUUAUUCCUUUAUUCUUUAUCCGUUUCUCGCGUUCUCGCGUUAAGCUUCGUUGUUAACAACCGACGUACUCGUCUUGAAUCAGUUGAAUCGCGAAAAUUUUUAUUCCUUCACUUUCUGUAAGUUACAAGCAGUGUUUCCGGUUAACGAAGCAACAAAUGCAGUUAUUGUAUUACACUGUUACGUUACGUUGUCAAAGCGAUAACGCAUAUACGCGUGUGCACGCAAUUCAUUGCAAACUGUGCGUAUGUUUUAACGCGAAUCUAGUCAAUUCGAUUCGUUGAAUCGUGGCCGUUUAUCGCAAUCGACCGAGUAAUUUUAUGUACUAAUAAAGUGAAAAAAAAAAGAAAGAAAGAAAACACACAAAUCGAUAGAAAUAUCGAAUUUCGCGUGGUUUCCCUUCCGUUUGAACGUAAAAGAGGCUACAUCAUGAUUGACACAGCAUCGCGUCGAUAAGAACCACUGGUUACGUUACGUUACGUAGAAAUUUCUUGCCGAACAUAUUAACGCGUCCACUGUCAUAAGGGUCUAAUUACUUUCAUUCGAACAAAAAAAAAAAGAAAAGGUGUGAAAUACCAUUAAAAUUGAGGAUCCGUCACUAUGUACUUCUGGUGUGACAGUGAACGCGUUAAGAAGCUUCUCGCCUAUAUAAUUUGCAAGUUUGCCCCGAUUCGAAACGCGUAAAUUAAUUAUAAUCGGCAUCGAUGCUUCUGAUACACGGGAUAAGUAAACCUCUCUUCUUUACGAGAAACGAGGUUUCUCGUCUCGUAACGUUUUCGAUGGAAAACACCGAGAUGCGAGAGGAGAGAAUAGAUUAGAGACGUUUGAAGCGUACAGAGGGAAACGGAAGAGAGAUAGGUCGCGAAGAAAAGCUCGAUAGUCGAUUCGAUAGGCAUAUCCUCGCUUUCGUACCUCGCACUCGCCAUACAUACACAGCCAUAGUCGUUCCUCGUUGCGAUAAAUUUUCUGUAUCGGUUGAAAUCGUUGACUCUCGACGUCGCUGUGAAAUGUCAUAGGUUACCGUAAUUUUUAUCGUUAUCGCGUUACGUUGUCUCGUUAAUUGUAUUUCAUCGUCGUGUUUCGAGCAAUCGAGGAUCACCAAUGUUUAUCGAUACACGAUCGCGAACAGUCGAUGUAGAUGUAUGCCAUUAACCGACAUCCUCUUUUGUCGCUAAUCGACGCUGUAAAAUUACGCAUCUGGCAUGAUUCUAUACAAAAAUCGAAAUGAAUAUAAAGUGCACUCGUACUCGUACACGAAAAUGAAGAAAAAGAAGAAGAAAAAAAAAAAAUGAAGAAUGAUAUCGGUGUACGUGUACGCGGCUACCUUAUAUUUACGGAAUAUACAUAAAGUAUAAAUAUUAUAUAUUGACUAUCUACGAUAAACGAGAAAAACAUUUAUCGAGUAAUCGCAUAGGAUGUGUUGAAACAUUUAAAAUGAUGCACAGGGUAUAGAUGAAGAAAAUCGUUGAUAUAAUAACUGAUGUCUAUAUAAUGAAUGUUUCUUUUGUUCUAUCGGCCUCAAGGACACAAACGCGCGUACGAUCGACAAUUAAUCUAUAGUAGAUGUUUUCCAGAAUUCAUUUCGACUCAAAACGGACAGUUAUAGCGUAAGUGUGCUCGGUGUUAAUCGUUCGUCGAUAAUAAAAUGAAAUGGAUAGAAAUGAACAGAAACGAAUAGAAAACGAAGAACAGUGAAAGAAAGAAAGAAAGAAAGAAA
Molecule: messenger RNA, 8078 nt
Organism: Osmia lignaria (orchard mason bee)
Lineage: Eukaryota; Metazoa; Arthropoda; Insecta; Hymenoptera; Megachilidae
Gene: Tdg
Product: Thymine DNA glycosylase
Biological process (GO): base-excision repair, AP site formation
Cellular component (GO): nucleus
Molecular function (GO): DNA binding; pyrimidine-specific mismatch base pair DNA N-glycosylase activity; uracil DNA N-glycosylase activity
Source: RefSeq, a predicted model, not a curated record